Mytilus trossulus (common blue mussel) is the source of this 718-nucleotide messenger RNA. Its product is annotated as phospholipase A2-like. Lineage: Eukaryota; Metazoa; Mollusca; Bivalvia; Mytilida; Mytilidae. The record is from RefSeq and is a predicted model, not a curated record. Gene Ontology annotation, molecular function: A2-type glycerophospholipase activity. The transcript is spliced from 5 exons. Gene Ontology annotation, biological process: phospholipid metabolic process; arachidonate secretion. The coding region runs from base 151 to 603 and encodes 150 amino acids.
CACGGACGACUGGUUAAUUAAUAUAUAUAAAUUAUUAUUUGUAACUAAUAUAUUUGAACAUACACGAAUUAGAAUUCAAUAAACCUGUAAGAGAUCGGUUUAGCAGAUUUACAGAGCAAAUUUACAUUGAUAAAAGAAUUUUGAAAGAAAAUGAUAGACAUUUUUCCAACUCUUCUAAUAGUAUGCCUCAUCACUGGUUCCAAUGCAUCAUGGGACAUAAUUUAUCCAAACACUAAAUGGUGUGGCAAAGGAAACACGGCCGAUGACUAUAGCGAUCUUGGAAGCCUGGACCAGUUAGACAGCUGCUGUAGAACUCAUGACAAGUGUCCUAUAAAUAUCAAUGCAUUUGAGGAAGAUUAUGGAAUAUUGAAUAUAGGAGUUUCUACAGUGAGCCAUUGUGAUUGUGAAGAUGUCCUUUAUGAAUGUCUUAAAGCAAUAGACGGAAGUCAAAAGGACCAUGCAACUGCCGUAGGCAUUUCUUAUUUCAACGUUCUGCAUCCUAAAUGCAUAAAGAAGGAAACGAAAUGUGUGCUUAAAAUAUGGGGUAAAUGCAUACAUAAGUCGUCAGGCUAUAACCUUUUCUCUGGAAAAUGGUGGACAUAGUUUGAACGAUAACAUUGAUUAUAGAAAUUUCUCCGUCUUUAAAUGAACCAAGCACCAUGUUUUAUAUACUGACUUUAAUUUAUUUUAAAUUGUUCUGAAAAACAAAUUCUUUGAA